Stereum hirsutum FP-91666 SS1 is the source of this 4660-nucleotide messenger RNA. RefSeq names its product pleiotropic drug resistance ABC transporter. Gene Ontology annotation, cellular component: membrane. The coding region runs from base 1 to 4506 and encodes 1501 amino acids. Lineage: Eukaryota; Fungi; Basidiomycota; Agaricomycetes; Russulales; Stereaceae. Gene Ontology annotation, molecular function: ATP hydrolysis activity; ATP binding; ABC-type transporter activity. The transcript has 22 exons. The record is from RefSeq and is a predicted model, not a curated record. Gene Ontology annotation, biological process: transmembrane transport.
AUGGCUGAACCACCUCAGCUAGAUCCUAUUAGAGAGCACGAUGGAUCUUCGUCUCAUCUGCCUGAAGAUCUGAGCGCUGCUAAUGCGUACGCUAAUGAGGUCCUCAACAGUGUUAUUCGCUACGAGCCCCGAUCGGAGACUCCUAUCGUAGUACGCGACAGGCGACGCGAAUCUUACGCCUCCCACGUCUCCAUUGACUACUUUGAUCCUGCUGGUGUUGAUGAACUUCGACGAUCGUUGAGUCUCGCGUCGAAUUCGAUUCACCAAACUGAGGACAAAGAACGGCCCAAGUCUCCGGUACCGUCAAUUGCGAACUCGGAGGCCACACUUGCACCAGGCGAAGGACCAUUCGACUUUGGAAAGUCUCUCAGACAGAUUAUCAAGAAGAGGGACAAGAGUCAAAUUCAAGGACGGGAACUUGGUGUCCUCUUUAAAGACCUCAGGGUUGUCGGCCUAGGAAGUGCGGCCAGUUAUCAACCAACGCUCGGCUCCCUCUUCGACCCAAGAGUUUUCCUUGAAAAGUUCAGAGCAUUUCGCAAUCCACCACUCCGUAACCUUCUCGAAGGAUUCGAGGGCGUUGUCCGUCCUGGCGAAAUGCUUCUUGUCCUUGGUAGCCCUGGGUCCGGGUGUAGUACCCUCCUCAAAACACUUGCCAACCAGCGUGCAGAAUAUCAUUCUGUUCAUGGGGAGGUCCACUACGACUCAUUCUCUCCAGAAGAAAUCGAGAAGCAUUACCGAGGAGAUGUCAUCUACUGCCCCGAAGAUGACAUUCACUUCCCAACUCUUUCUGUCGACGACACUCUUUGCUUCGCCGCUAGAAUGCGUGCUCCACAUGUGCGCCUCAGCGAUCACUCGCGUGAGCAAUAUAUUCGUGGCAUGGUCGACGUCUUGGAGACGAUCUUUGGUCUGCGGCAUGUCAAGAAGACUCCAGUAGGAGAUGCUUCGUUGCGUGGCGUUUCGGGAGGAGAGAAGAAGCGUGUCUCGAUUGCUGAGACGAUGGCGCUGCGGUCGCUGAUAAACUCAUGGGACAACUCCACAAGAGGAUUGGACGCAUCAACAGCACUAGAGUUCGUUCGGGCUUUGCGCAUCGCUACGGAUGUUGCUCGCGUUUCGACGAUUGUUUCUAUCUAUCAAGCAGGUGAACAAUUGUACGAUCACUUCGACAAGGUCUGCGUCAUCUAUGAAGGUCGCAUGACAUACUAUGGGGCAGCUUCCAGAGCUCGCGAGUACUUCAUUGACCUUGGCUUCGAACCUGCUCCGAGACAGACGACAGCCGACUUUCUCGUUGCUGUCACGGAUCCGAAUGGUCGAACCGUUCGCUACGGCUUCGAAUCCACAGCCCCUCGCACCGCCACGGAAUUUGCAGAGCGUUUCCUUCUGUCAGAUGUAGGAGAGUCCAACCGCGCCGAUAUGACGGCUUUCCGUGCCGAAUUCGUGGGCAACCCGCAGCGAGUGGAGCAAUACAAGAACAGUGCCUACGCUGAACACGCGACCACACAGAGCAAGAAGAGUCCAUACACGAUUUCGACUUUCAUGCAAGCGAAAGCUGUUGCAAACCGGAGAUUCCUUAUCAUCAAGGGAGCGUUGGCCAAGCAAGUUGUUUCAACGGUUAUCUUCAUUAUACAAGCCAUCAUCGUCGGUACCGUCUUCCUUAAAUCUCCACAAACAACGGCUGCAUAUUUCUCUCGUGGGGGUGUCAUUUUCUUCGCUUUACUCUUCGCUGCUCUAUCGUCCAUGGCCGAGAUUCCUGCUUUAUUCGCUCAGCGCCCCAUUGUAAUCAAGCACUAUAAGGCCGCGAUGUAUCAUCCGUUCAUAGAAGCUGCAGCACUGACACUUGUGGACAUCCCUAUCACUUUCUUCACUCUCGUGUUUUUCAGCAUCAUCCUUUACUUUCUGGUCGGCCUUCAACGUACCCCGGCACAAUUUUUCACAUUCUUCUUGUACAUCCUCACGAUGAGCUUGACAAUGAAGGCCUGGUUCCGUGCCGUUGCCGCUGGAUUUGGUGAUCCUGCUCCUGCUCAGAGUGUGGCUGGUAUUUUGCUCCUCGCUCUCACACUCUACACCGGCUACGCUAUACCCAAACCGACCAUGAUCGGUGCCCUUCGAUGGAUAACGUAUAUCAACCCCUUGAGGUGGGGUUUCGAGGGCAUCCUGUCGAACGAGUUUCAUACUCUCAAUGGCCAAUGCUCCACACUUGUGCCCAGCGGCCCAGGCUACGAAAACGUUACGAUUGCAAAUCAAGUCUGUACUACGAUCGGCUCAGUCCAAGGCUCCGCCACCGUGAACGGUAAUGCCUACCUCUCAGCCUCCUAUGGCUACUCGUACAGUAACAUUUGGAGGAACUAUGCUAUCACUAUCUCGUUCGGCAUAGCGUUCGUCAUAUGCCUUCUCUUCUUUACCGAAUGGAAUACUACGACGUCGACCGAGACAACCUCCAUGCGAUUCAAACGCGGCGCCACCACUCCACCUCAGACGCACGAUCUAGCCGACGAAGAGAAAGGUCCUAGCUCGUCGGAGAAGGCGGCCUCUGGUCACGAUGACAUCGAAGAGAUACCACUGGACACCCCAGCGAUGAAGGACGUUUUUACCUGGCAGCAUCUGGACUACACCGUCCCUGUCGGUGGCGGGCAAAUGCGUCGUCUGUUAGACGAUGUCUCUGGUUAUGUGGCGCCUGGCAAACUCACCGCGCUCAUGGGCGAAUCUGGCGCUGGAAAGACAACCCUCCUCAAUGUCCUCGCCCAGCGUCAGACGUCCGGAGUAGUGACCGGUGAGAGGUUAGUAAACGGACAGGCUCUUCCGGCAGAUUUUCAAGCACAGACCGGCUAUUGCCAGCAGAUGGACACGCACCUGCCAACUACCACAGUCCGUGAGGCCCUACUGUUCUCGGCCAAGCUCCGGCAGCCUGCGAGUGUUUCUGAUCAGGAAAAGGAAGCCUACGUUGAGACGGUUCUGAAGAUGUGCGGCCUGGAAAAGUUUGCCGAUGCCAUUGUCGGUUCCUUGGGUGUCGAACAUAAGAAGCGUACCACUAUUGGAGUCGAGCUUGCCGCGAAACCGAAGCUUCUCCUCUUCUUGGACGAACCGACGUCGGGUUUGGACUCUCAGAGUGCUUGGGCAAUCAUGAGGUUCCUUCGAAGUCUGGCGGAUCGUGGUCAGGCGAUUCUUUGCACAAUCCAUCAACCCUCGUCAGAGCUAUUCCAGGUGUUCGACAGACUUUUGCUCCUCAAGAAGGGCGGACAGACGGUUUACUUCGGUGAUUUGGGACCUAACGCGAUGACACUGCUCAACUACUUUGAGAAGAACGGCGGCUAUCCUUGUUCUCCUCAGGCGAACCCGGCUGAGUACAUUCUGGACGUCAUUGGUGCCGGAGCCACUGCGACGACAGACAUCGACUGGCACAGUGCAUGGAAGAACUCGGACCAAGCCCGCAUCAUCGACAAGGAGCUAGAGAAUAUCCUCGCUGAGGGUCGUGCUCGUCCUCCGGUCACGACCGAGCUGCACACCGAGUUCACUACAAGUUGGCCGUACCAAGUCUCCACAUUGUUGAGGCGCGAUCUGCAGCGUCACUGGCGCGACCCACAGUACCUGGUAUCGAAGAUAGCACUCAACAUUGUCGCCGGACUAUUCAUUGGGUUCACAUUCUGGAAGGCAAAUAAUUCGAUCCAGGGCACACAGAACAGACUCUUCGCAUGCUUCAUGGGCAUGAUCUUAUGUGCUGCACUCGCUAAUCAGAUUCAAGUACCCUUCAUCGCCACACGAAAUAUUUAUGAGGUUCGGGAGCGUCCUAGUCGCAUGUAUAGUUGGACGGCACUAUUAGCCUCCCAAUUGCUCUCCGAACUCCCGUGGAAUAUUCUGGGCUCAAGCUUGUAUUUCCUGUGCUGGUUCUGGACCGUUGGUUUCGCCUCCGACCGUGGCGGAUUUACCUACCUCAUGAUAGGCAUCGUUUUCCCAUUAUUCUACCAAACGUUCGGAAUGUGGGUGGCAUCCAUGGCGCCUAGUGCCGAGGUCGCUGCCCUCCUCUUCAGUUUCUUGUUCUCGUUUACCAUCAACUUCAACGGUAUCGUCCAGCCAUACGCUCACCUUGGGUGGUGGAAGUGGAUGUAUCGUACGUCGCCACUUACGUACUUCGUUAGCGCUGUUGUCGGUCAAGCUGUGGGCCAAUACUCGGUUGUCUGCAAGGACAAAGAAUUGGUGCACCUCACCCCUCCGUCGGGCCAGACCUGUGGGGACUACCUGAGCUCGUACAUCAACGCCUCCGGCGGCUACAUCACCGAUCCCAGUGCUACCGACACUUGUAGCUACUGCUCCUCCGCGACAACGGACGAAUUCCUCGCCAAUAAUUUCAACAUCUUCUACUCGCAACGUUGGCGCAAUUUUGGCCUUAUGUGGGCCUAUAUCUUUUUCAAUAUUGCCGCUAUCUAUGGUUUGACGUGGUUCUUCCGUAUCCGAACCGGGAGUAUUCUUGGUUCUCUGAGACGUUUGGGGGCUGGAAAGACAAAGUCUGCUUGAGGGAGCUUGAGGGGGCUUGCGCGAUGGACAUUUACGAUUUUUGAGGUCACGAAUGGCUCAUGAAUACUUAUAUCUUAUAUCUACCUCGCUGGUGUUGAGAUAGCUCGCCCGGUUACUGUCUUGUUAUAUCUUACUCUGCUACCCACGUUUUUCC